Vespa mandarinia (Asian giant hornet) is the source of this 2819-nucleotide messenger RNA. Its product is annotated as NHL repeat-containing protein 2. The record is from RefSeq and is a predicted model, not a curated record. Gene Ontology annotation, molecular function: protein binding. Lineage: Eukaryota; Metazoa; Arthropoda; Insecta; Hymenoptera; Vespidae.
CCCACUACAAACUAGAAGUAAAAUGAAUAUAUAUUGGAAUAUAUUUUUUUUUUUAUUGAAACACUGAUUCACCGUUUCGAAGUUCUUUUUUUUUAAUUCGUUAGUUCGUUCAUGUGUGGACAAGUGAAUAAAAAAAUGAGUGUGUCGGAUACAGUGAAAUUAUUAAUGGAUGCUUGCGAACAAAUUCGACAUGAUCUUCAAAUUAUUAUCGAUCAAACGGAAAAACAAAAACUGGUUCUACGCCAUAUAAAAACAUUUGCUAAUACUGACGCUUAUGUAAAGGACUUCCCAAAAGGCUUGGAAUGGUUCAAUGUCUCGGAGAAUCUCUCCAUGAAGAAACACCUCCAUGGGAAAAUAAUUAUAUUAGACUUUUUUACUUACUGCUGUAUCAACUGUAUGCAUAUUCUGCCUGAUUUGGAAGCAUUAGAAAAGGAAUUCUCUAUAGAGUUAGGUUUAGUUGUGAUUGGUGUUCACAGUGCAAAAUUUUUUAACGAGCGUGAUUCAACAAAAAUAAGGUCAGCUGUGCAAAGGUAUAAUAUAAUGCACCCUGUUGUUAACGAUGCAACACUUUCAAUGUGGCAAGAUAUUGGAGUAAUUUGCUGGCCAACAAUGAUAAUGUUAGGUCCAAGAGGGCAACCGUUAGUAAUUAUACUAGGUGAAGGUCAUAGAGAAGAACUAUUUUUAUACACAAAAGUUGCACUUGAUUAUUUUACAUCAAUAAAUGAAAUAUCUGACCAUGCUCUUCCUAUAGCACCAGCUAUACAUUUGUUACCAGCUUCAACUGAUCUUUUACGAUUUCCUGGCAAAAUAGAAAUUUAUUCUUCUGAAAUGGGAGAAAAAUUAAUUAUAUCAGAUACUGGCAAUAAUAGAAUUUUAGUAACAGAUAUUUAUGGGAACAUAAAACAUGUUAUAGGUGGAUAUAAUCCAGGCUAUAUAGAUGGUAAUUUUAAAGAAGCCAAGUUUAACGCACCUCAGGGUACUUGCGUACUCAAUGAGAUGAUAUAUGUUGCUGAUAAUGAAAAUCAUGUUAUUCGAAAGAUUGAUUUGAAAAAACAAACUGUGACUACCGUGGCAGGCACAGGAAAACAAGGUCAUGAUUAUAAAGGAGGAAAAUUUGGUACAGAUCAAACACUUUCUUCUCCUUGGGAUGUGACAAUAUAUCAUUAUAAUAGUGGCAAAGCUGUUGUACCGAUUUUACUGAUUGCAAUUGCAGGCACACAUCAGAUUUGGGCACUCUUUUUAGAAGAUACUAUUUGGUGGAAAAAUAAAUUAUACAAAGCUGGUACAUGCGCUGCUAUUGUUGGAAACGGUCGAGAAGGAAAUCGUAAUAAUUCGUAUCCUCAUGCAGCAUCGUUGGCUCAACCAUCUGGUCUCGUAAUUGCUCAAGAGUAUAAUGCUGCAUUUUUUGCUGAUAGCGAAAGUAGUAGUAUCAGACAAGUUCACUUAGAAGAUGGGAAAGUUUCUACAUUAUGUGGUGCUAACAAGAAUCCACAGAACUUACAUGACUUUGGAGAUAUCGAUGGUACUCGUCAUAAUGCAAAACUUCAACAUCCUUUAGGAAUAACAUGGAAUUCUGUUCAACAAGAAAUUUAUAUAGCAGAUACUUAUAAUCACAAAAUUAAAAAAGUAGAUCUCGCAGGAAAUUGUAAAACAUUGUAUGGUGCUGGCAAGCCAAGUGAUACGUUCUCUUUUGAUGAACCAAGCGGACUUGUGAUAAAUAACAGUGGGGACACUUUAUAUGUAGCAGAUACGAACAAUCAUUCCAUUAAAAAGAUCGAUUUAAAAAGUAAAACCAUUUCGUCCAUUUCCUUCGUUCUCCCAAUCGAAGAUGAUGAUAAUGUUAAUGAAGAGUAUACUUUUGAUACACUUAUAAAUGCAAAUGGGGGAAAGCUUACAAUCACAUUCGAAAUUAUAUUUGAAGGUGAUUUGAAGCUGAAUUCUGAAGCACCUCAAAAAUGGUCACUCUUGUUACCAAAAGAUACUUGGAUGGCCAAAUCUCUGAGCGGCUCGCUUACAACACCAACGUCAAUUCAAAUUCCUGAUGGUUCUGAAUGUAAUAAUUUACGCUUUAUUUUGGAUAUUAUAACUUGUAAUAUCAAUGAAUGUAUACCAAAAAAGAUAUUGGUAAUAUUUAAAGUGCAGCAAAAUGUGGAUGGACCUCGUACUGUCAUCGAACAUAAAAAAAUCAUCAUAAAAAAAUAAUAAGAUAUAUCAAUUCAUUGAUGAAGGUUUUUUGCUGUUUAUGUAAAAAAUAUACCAGUGUUUUGUUGGUACAACACAAAUAUUUAGUUACGCGCGUAAUCUUUUAAUUGAACUAAUUUUUCAAUGGUUUUAUUACGACCAGAAUAAUAUUAUCAAAGAGUAACAUUAUUUAAUUUAAUAGAAAAUUCUUUAGCAUUCUAGAUUAGACAGUUUUCUAGAUUAAUAAUAAAUUAAUAUUCCUCUCCUCCUUCGCCCUCACCCUCAACCGAAUCCAAACCAACUUCUUCGUAAUCCUUUUCCAAUGCCGCUAGAUCUUCUCGUGCUUCUGAAAACUCACCUUCUUCCAUACCUUCUCCUACAUACCAAUGUACAAAAGCACGUUUCGAGUACAUAACGUCAAAUUUGUGAUUGAGUCUACUCCAUGCUUCGGCGAUGGCGGUCGUAUUAGCCAGCAUGCAAAUCGCGCGUUGAACUUUGGCGAGAUCGCCGCCAGGUACAACCGUAGGUGGUUGAUAAUUUAUACCGACCUAAAAAUGAUAAAUUGCGAUCCUAAUUAACGAGUAGCGAAUUAACGAAUAGAAUCAAAAUAAUAAAAUUGGUAAAAUUCAUGGAGCCUA